Parnassius apollo (apollo) is the source of this 1221-nucleotide messenger RNA. Lineage: Eukaryota; Metazoa; Arthropoda; Insecta; Lepidoptera; Papilionidae. The record is from the annotation of a GenBank genome assembly.
AUGGCGCACGUGACGGCGGUGGGCAGCUGCAGAACAUACCGCGCGUGCUGCCCGACGCAGUGCGCGCGCACCUCAACGCGCACUGGCGGCACGAGCACCCGGUGCGUACGUACUGUAGCGAGCGUGACACAUGGCGCACGUGACGGCGAUGGGCAGCUGCACAACAUACCGCGCGUGCUGCCCGACGCAGUGCGCGCGCACCUCAACGCGCACUGGCGGCACGAGCACCCGUGCGUACGUACUGUAGCGAGCGUGACACAUGGCGCACGUGACGGCGGUGGGCAGCUGCACGACAUACCGCGCGUGCUGCCCGACGCUGUGCGCGCGCUCCUCAACGCGCACUGGCGGCACGUGCACCCGGUGUUCGCCUGGAUUGCGGAUACUGGUGCAGUGGAGGACGAAGAAAUGCUGCGCACUUUCAACUGCGGUCUAGGUAUGGUGCUCAUUGUGGCGCCUGAAAACCAAGCCGACGUGAUGAACAGCUUGCGCGGGUUCGGCGCUAUGGUGGUGGGGUCGCUGCAGGCGCGGCGCGCGGGCGGUGAGCGCGUGCUCGUGGACAACUUCGCCUCCGCGCUCGACUUCACGCGCCGCGUGCCGCUGCUGCCCAACAAGCGGGUGGCGGUGCUGGUGUCAGGCAACGGUAGCAACCUGCAGGCGCUGGUGGAGGCGGCGCGCGAGCCCGCGCUGUGCACGUGCGCCGACAUCGCGCUCGUCAUCAGCAACCGCGCCGACGCGUACGCGCUCAAGCGCGCCGCCGCCGCCGGGAUACCCUCGCUGGUGUUCAACCACAAAGAAUACUCGUCGCGGGAAGAGUUCGACCGCGCCAUCUCUGAAGCCCUGGAGAAACACAAAAUAGACAUUGUAUGCCUCGCCGGCUUCUUGAGGAUCUUAUCUGCUGAGUUUGUGGAUAAGUGGAGGGGGCGGCUGGUGAACAUCCACCCGUCGCUGCUGCCGCGGCACCCCGGCCUGCACGCGCAGCGCCAGUGCCUCGCGGCCGGCGACACCGAGUCCGGCUGCACUGUGCACUUCGUCGACCAUGGUGUGGACACGGGCCCCAUAAUUACCCAGGAGCGCGUGCCCGUGCUGAAGGACGACACGGAGGAAAGUCUAAGCGAACGUAUCCACCAAGCGGAACACCGCGCGUACCCACGAGCGUUGCGCCUGCUCGCGACCGGCCGGGUCAGACUCGCGGCCGACGGACAACUGAUAUGGCACUCCUAG